Molecule: messenger RNA, 1401 nt
Organism: Prunus mume (Japanese apricot)
Lineage: Eukaryota; Viridiplantae; Streptophyta; Magnoliopsida; Rosales; Rosaceae
Product: antimicrobial ginkbilobin-2-like protein
Source: RefSeq, a predicted model, not a curated record
UCACUCAAAACCAACCUUAAUUACUAAUUAUAAUCCUUUUGCACCGCAAGUUUAAGAACUUUUAACGAUUUGAAUCGAACAAAUUAAGAUGUCAGAUCACGCCCUAACAAUCGUCUCCCUUUCAUUUAUCGGCCUACUCAAACUGGUUUUUUGUUCCAAUUCCAUUCACUACAUCCACCACUACUGCUCUUUAGAAGUUAACAAAACCCAAAACGCCGCUUUCCAAGACAACGUCGACCGCCUCCUCUCCGACCUCUCCUCCAAAUCCUAUGGCAACAGAUUCUACAACUCCACAUCCGGAGACAACGACAAAAAAGUUUACGGCUUAUUCCUUUGUCGAGGUGACGUCUCCCCCGGAGUCUGCCGUGACUGCAUCGACGACUCCACCAAAAACCUCAAACAAAACUGCACCCACAACAAAGAUUCGAUCGUUUGGUACGAGGAAUGCAUGCUGAGAUAUUCAAACCAUUCCAUCUUUGCCACAGAGGAGGAGAUGCCGUGGCGAUAUUGGUGCAGCGUGAACAAAGUUUCCAACACGGACCAGUUUAAUCAGAGUUUGUCCACCUUGAUGAAUGGGCUUGUGGACAAGGCGGCGUUUGGCAAUACCACUCCACCGUUUUUUGCGACGGGGGACGACAAGAAAGGCGGUGGCGGCAUUUCAAUAUAUUGUUUGAUGCAAUGCACGCCGGACAUAAAUGGGAGUGAGUGUCAAAGGUGUUUGAAGGCGGCUGUCGGCGGUUAUCAGGAGACUUGUGAGGGGAGGACAUGGUCUAUGAUAUUUUCGCCUAGCUGUCAGGUGAGGUAUGGGUCUGAUCCUUUCUAUGGGGAAGGAAAGCCAAUCAAAAGUGGCGGUGGAAGAGGGAAGAACAAUUCAUAUGUGGCUGUUGCAGCGGUAUUGUGCAUGGUUCUGUCUGGCUUAUUGGUUAAUCUACGUGCAUGAUAGAAAUGCUAAAGAAAUGAUAAUGUAGCCAUUUUUCUAAAACAACAGAAGAUCUCAUCAUCUGAACAUAUGAAUUAAGAACAGAUUGGAUUAUUAUGGGUACGUACAAGAAGAAGCAUUCAGUUAUAGACCCAGAUGUAAUGCAACCAAACUGAAAUUGUCCUCAUGCAUGCUCAUGAAGUUGGUGAGUUGCUCUCCCUUUUCCCAUCCAGUCUCCACACCUGCACUUCCAACAAAAUAUCUGUGAGCACGUACAAGUUGUGUACGUAACCUUCCAGGCAAUAGACAAUUGAAUCUGAGAAUCGUGCAAGUGGAUUGGACGAAUCCACACCAUUAAGUCAAAUACUUUAGUUUGGUUUUAGUUUAGAAACAGAGCAGCUUUCUGAUUUAUAUUAAUAUAUAUGUCGUAAAUUAUAUAAAACGGAUGUGUUGAAUUGAAUGAACCAGUUAUUCUUUCUUCU